AUCAGCUGUUUGUGCUAUUUGGUCAGAAAAGUGAAAUAUUUUGAGUGAAAAAACGAAAAUUUCAGUUUUUGGCAUUGUACGAUUAGACAUUCGUUUUGCUUACUAUUGAAUGAUCCGAGGCUUUCUGCUGACAACAGUUAAAAGAAUGCCCUUUUAUGCUGUGGCAAAGGGACGGACUGUUGGUGUCUAUCAAACAUGGCCUGAAUGUCAGAGACAAGUAAACGGAUUUACUGGAGCAAAGUACAAAAAGUUUCCUACACGCCAACAAGCAGAAGUAUUUAUUCGGGAGAAUGGUGGUAGCGUUUCCGCAUCCAGUACCGAUAGUGGUAGCAAUUCCUAGACGGAUUUUCAACCUAUUGUCCCACCAGCAGAAUCCGUUAGGGUGUUGAUUGAUAACUAUGAUGAAAUCAAUGCUGCUUGCUCUAGGAUCGAAAGUUUAAAGCGGGAGCUAGAUGAAUUAAGAGGAUCUUCGGCAUCUAGCGCUGCCGGGGACGCACCUAGCGUUUCGACAUCAAAAGCUUCCAAGCGUCAGAAAUUAUCUUGCCCGAUGAAACCGGUAACCAAACUACAGAGAUUUGGUAAAUACAGUUUUCUCCAAGACGAAGAUGGGUUCGUUCAUGUCUACACGGACGGGUCCUGCGAGGGAAAUGGAACUGCAGCCGCUUGUGCUGGCCUAGGUGUCUAUUUCGGCGAGGGACAUGCUUUGAAUAUAGCGAAACCCGUUAGUGGGCGAGCAACCAACAACUGUGGUGAAAUACAAGCUGCUUCAUUGGCCAUUCGCCUUGCCAAAGAGCAUGGAAUCAAAAGACUGAUCGUCAACACAGAUUCCAAAUUUUUGAUUGAUUCCAUUACCAAGUGGUUGCCCGGCUGGAAGCGAAACCAGUGGAAGUUAUCCACGGGAAAACCGGUUAAAAAUCAAGUGGAUUUUAUGGAACUGGAUCGGGAGCUUGCGGGCAGUCAGAUCCAGGUUCGGUGGAACCACGUCGAUGCACACUGCGGUAUCCUGGGAAACGAAAGGGCCGAUGCCUUGGCUCGGGAGGGAUCUGCCAUGUUCCGAAAGCAGAAGACGACUCGUUAAAAUGAUUCCAGUUAGUUUAACAUUCGUUUUUACUCUAUCUUUAAAUAAAUAUUGACCAUUUUAUUAGGGUACGUUUAGAGCUUACCGGUUGUAAGAAAUUUUCAAU
This is a messenger RNA of Sabethes cyaneus, 1184 nucleotides long. It is a transcript of the gene rnh1, whose product is annotated as ribonuclease H1. Lineage: Eukaryota; Metazoa; Arthropoda; Insecta; Diptera; Culicidae. The record is from RefSeq and is a predicted model, not a curated record. Gene Ontology annotation, molecular function: magnesium ion binding; nucleic acid binding; RNA-DNA hybrid ribonuclease activity. Gene Ontology annotation, biological process: DNA replication, removal of RNA primer. The transcript has 4 exons.